Molecule: messenger RNA, 2704 nt
Organism: Cuculus canorus (common cuckoo)
Lineage: Eukaryota; Metazoa; Chordata; Aves; Cuculiformes; Cuculidae
Gene: MAPKAPK3
Product: MAPK activated protein kinase 3
Exons: 11
Coding region: 280-1443 (387 amino acids)
Biological process (GO): protein autophosphorylation; intracellular signal transduction; response to cytokine
Cellular component (GO): cytoplasm; nucleus
Molecular function (GO): ATP binding; calcium-dependent protein serine/threonine kinase activity; mitogen-activated protein kinase binding
Source: RefSeq, a predicted model, not a curated record
ACCCGCACCGGCCAGAUCUCCGGGGGAACCGUUCCCCGGUAUCUGGCCGGUGCGGGUCCCGCCGCAGGCGGGGCGGGCUCAGUCAAACCCCGCCUACCGGGACUCCGCACCGGGAAGCGUCGGCUGGGGCCGCACCGCGCCGCCGCAGGCAGGAGUAAACGGUGAGCAGAUGGACUGUGUGAAGGCACGAGGUUUGAUCGUCUGAAAGGAGACGCUCUGCUGAGGAUACCCCCCGGGGAAUCUGUUGGGUAUCCCUGUUGUCUCAAACUCUUCCUUGAUAUGGAACAAAAUGAAGGUGAACAGGAAUCCCAGCCAGAGAGCCAUGUGGAUAACAAGAGCAGCGUGAAAUCCUUGCCUGGAGGAGCAGCCCAUGUCAAGCUAGAGAUCAAAAAACAUGCAGUUACAGAUGACUACAAACUCUCCAAACGCGUGUUAGGGUUGGGAAUCAAUGGCAAAGUCCUGGAGUGUUUCAACAAGGAGACAGGCCAGAAAUGUGCUUUGAAGCUCCUGUAUGACAACCCCAAAGCCCGUCAGGAAGUAGAAUAUCACUGGAGAGCAUCAGGAUGUCCCCACAUUGUCCACGUCCUGGAUGUUUAUGAGAACAUACAUCAUGGGAAGAGAUGCCUCCUCAUUGUCAUGGAAUGCAUGGAGGGGGGAGAGCUGUUCAGCAGGAUCCAGGAGAGAGGAGAUCAAGCUUUCACUGAGAGAGAGGCUGCAGAGAUAAUGAGAGACAUCGGAACAGCCAUCCAGUAUCUGCAUUCGAUGAACAUUGCCCAUAGAGACGUCAAGCCUGAAAACUUGCUCUACACAUCUAAAGAGAAGGACACGGUACUCAAACUCACAGACUUCGGCUUUGCCAAAGAAACCACUGUACAAAAUGCACUGCAGACCCCCUGUUACACUCCUUAUUAUGUGGCCCCAGAAGUCCUUGGUCCGGAGAAGUAUGACAAAUCGUGUGACAUGUGGUCAUUGGGUGUCAUCACAUACAUUCUCCUGUGUGGGUUCCCCCCAUUCUACUCAAACACUGGUCAAGCCAUUUCUCCAGGGAUGAAGAGGAGAAUUCGGAUGGGACAAUAUGGGUUUCCCAAUCCAGAGUGGGCAGAAGUAUCAGAGGAAGCCAAACAGUUGAUUCGACAGUUACUCAAGACUGACCCAACAGAGAGGAUGACAAUUUCUCAGUUCAUGAAUCACCCUUGGAUUAACAGAUCAAUGGCAGUGCCACCGACUCCUCUUCAUACCGCACGGGUCCUGCAAGAGGAUAAAGACCACUGGGAUGAAGUCAAAGAGGAGAUGACCAGCGCUUUGGCUACCAUGAGGGUGGACUAUGAUCAGGUGAAAAUCAAAGACUUGAAAACAUCCAACAACCGCCUCCUGAACAAACGCCGUAAGAAGCAGAAGCAGGCAGGCACCUCUUCUGCAGCCCCGGGGUGCAAUAACCAGUGAGAAGAGAAGCCGAGGACCUGUGGGUGGAGGGUAAAACUGAAAAGGAACAAUUAUAAAUGGGUAUGAUCGACAUAAACUGUACCACAAAGGCGAUGAGACCAUGGAGAAGCAACCCUGCAAGGAGGGGGCAAUGUCACUGCUCUCUGUACAAGUAGCGUGGGUGCAGUUCUAUUAUGGACACAUCUGGGCCGCAUUUUGUGCUAGAAUUGGUAAUAAUAUUUCCAAGCUUACUCUCUAUAAUUACAGGAUAUCACCCAAACUGUAAACAGUUAUUCCUCUUACAGAAAAAAGCAUCCAGACAUUUCUGUUUUCCUAAAAUCUUCAUGUAAUCUCAUGAAGAGUCGAGUUUGUCACGGGUUUUCAUUUGAUAACGAUGUACCCAUUGUGUCGUGUCGGUGCCACUGUUGGAUCCCUCUCUUGCAAUGUUUUUAAUUUAAAUGGUACCUUAUGUGAAAAGUUAUAAUAAGGAUUUAAUUAGUUGAAAGUAUCCUGCAGAGAAUGUUGCUGUUCCUCUUGGAUCCACAGUCUCUAGGGCGUGCGGCUGGACGUGCAGUCGUGUACAAGAAACUGCUCUGGAAGAGAGACUCCUGAAAUCUGGGAAGGAGCAGCGAAUGCACAUUCUCUGACUGGACCCUGGUGCCUGCCGGCAUCCCUCUGGUAACCAGAUCCUGAUCCUAAGGUGUGCUGAUCAGAUUUUGGGCUGCUGGGGUUGGUUUGUUUUGUGUGGUCAGGCAGGAGGAGGGUGCUCCUUUAUUUGCAGUGUUUUGCCAGUGUUUCUGGAUCCAAAGAUUUUCGCCACCUCACAGAGAUUUACCUCUAAGUACAUCCACGCAUUGUUUUUUUCCUGUUCCAAUUCUUGCUUCAUGGGAUCCUGGCCUUGGUUUGCUGAUUUGUUUUACUUUGUGAUCAACAUUUUUUCUCUCACUGUAUUUUGGGAUUUUUUUUAGUUGAGGUGAAGCAAAUAUUUGUGAAAGUAUUAUCAGGGUCUGGGAUGAAAAUGAUGUGCUUCUAGUGGUGCAGGCAGAAGCUGCUUUGUGGUAGGCCCACAGACUGGUGUGUUGAUAGGUUUGGAAGAAGCCAAAAAGGAAAACAAGGCUCCAGAGAAGAUCUGAAUUGCCAAAUCUGACUGCCAUGUAGGUCUUGUUCCCACCAACAAAGGGCACCUCAAGGCUUUGGACUUUGCCUGGGGAUCCCUGUGCCCAUCUUCAAAGGGUUGGGUGACACCUCCGUUCUUCUUUGUGAACAGGUCCUAGGGUUUUAU